This is a messenger RNA of Lactuca saligna, 414 nucleotides long. Lineage: Eukaryota; Viridiplantae; Streptophyta; Magnoliopsida; Asterales; Asteraceae. The record is from the annotation of a GenBank genome assembly.
AUGUUUCCUGGAAUUUUGCCUGUCAAUCGCUUUAUUUGCAGCGAAGAUACAAGCUCUUUAGAUACUCUGGUCAAAGACAUCAUUGGCUCCCCUCCCGUCGUUGUGGUCGGUCUUCCUUCUCCUCGCUGCGGUCGGUCUUCCUUCUCCUCGCCGCCAUCGCCACUGCUUCUUCCACCCUCGCCGGCGUCAGACCUUCUUUCUCCUUGCGAACAUCCUUUUCUUCCUUCCCGUCGCUGGCAUCCUGAACUCGUUUGGGCUGCCAUACAUGAAGCCAUGGAACAACAAACAAUAUCCAUAACCAAAGCAGGAAUAACAACAAUUUUGAAUUCCAGGACUUCUGUAUUAGCUGCAACAAAGCCUCCAUCAGGUCGUUAUAAUGAUCUCAAAACUGCACAAGAUAACAUUGACUUAUAG